UUUGUUUCGUAGACUUCUGAUAUUUUCAACGAAAUUGUUGAUUUAAAGAAUUAAGUGAUUUGUUUGACUUGCACUAGCCUACAGUUUCGAAAUCGCGGACCUCAAAGUGGCAAUUUUGAAUAAUAUCCGUGAGCAGCUUUUUUCCCGAUGGCUGAACCCAGAAUUCGAAUGUCGGCUCUGGGUCGCGAUGCGCGCGUUGGAGAUUUCUAUAACUUCUUCAGUGACGACAUAUUUCCAAGUGGAAUAACAAUUCCGGAAGACAAGUCAAUUUCAAAAACGGCAUCAAACGAAACCACAUUUUCAUUCUUUUACCAAAAGCCGGACAAAUUCAAAGGUUACAUGUUAAAUAUUAAUUCCCACCUGCACUACAGCAUUGAAAAGGGUGGUCUGGAUUUGAAAAAACUUUGGUUCGCUAAUUACCUAAAUGCAAACUCAACGGAGGGUGAAGGCCGUGUAGCCCAAGUCACUUUCUUUAUUAGACUAAGUCGACGAAUCGAAACUCUCCAUCCGCAAUUCAUCUCGUCAAGAAUGCACGAAUAUCAGUCAAGUAGCGGCGGAAAAGCGACACAUUUGAUAGAAAAAAUUGUAUACGGAGCUGAGAUGAUCUGCUCAAUCGAAAAAUCCGUUGAUUGGAAAUGGGAAACGAAAAAGUGUGUUGAACGAAAUCUCUAUUUGGCAGCCAAGGAUUACUUCGAUCGUGCCUUUGGUCAGGAUCCAGCUACAACACAGUUACCUGUUGAAUUAAAUGAAGCCACUUGUAAUGUCCUCAACAGUAUAGAAGCCGGUAAAAAUUGGAAUUGCUCACUCAAAGAAUUCAGACAAUACCUGAGAAACUUGAUUAAUAAUUAUCAUGACGAACGACCGGAGAAGUGGAAACCUGUCGAGAUCGUUCUGCGAGACAUUCCGGCUCAAAUUGAAACUCGACUCUUGUCAGAUAGGAAUAUUGAAAUUGCAUUCCUCAAAGAGCAGAACGAAGUCAUGUGGAAAUGGAUUGUGGAGGAGAGUCGCAUCUUAUCGAACCAUUUGUCUCUUCAGCGUUUUCCGCCACUGCUGGAGAAAGUGAUCUGCCAGUUCCAGGACCUACUCCAACCUUUUUGGAAUAAAGAGAUUGUGAAAUUCCAAGAAAACACUCAGACUCCUGAGCAAGUCUUGGAAAAAGUCAAACCCAUCUCUGACUUUCUGACUCAAAUGAUCGACUGGCUAGCCCAGCGAGGAAAAGAAAUUGAAAUAUUCGACUGGUUACUAAACGAAACCCAAUUAGCAGCGCUAGAUUUGGAAGAUAUAAAAAUUCGAAUGAGGAAUGCAGACGAAAAAUUCGCCAAAGUUUUCGUCCUGAAAGUCAACUACAACAAAAAUAUUUUGGUAGACAAAAUAUUGGAAAUAACUGGGGACACGACCCCAGCUUUUGAGCUCCCACUUUUGUGGAUCAAAAGAUUAGAGAAAGAUAGUCUUGCGGAAAUUAGAAGAAAACUACACAAUUUCGCAAAUGAAGCUGAUCUGAAUAGAAGCGAUCCAAACCGGGACACUUGGUACCAGAUAGCACUGGUACCAAUCUCUUCGUCGUGGAACGACGGAGCCAUACAAGUUAUUGAUUUUUCUGACAGAGUAUCCGAACAAUCUUUGGUGCCGUCGGAUAAUCCAGUCAAUUCACCUGAAAAGGUCCAACAAAAUCAUCCCCAAAGUCCCUCUCUUUAUCCAAAUCUACAUCAAAUAACACCAGAUGAUGCUUCCUCAUCAACAAAACAGCCACACUUGACAAAUGUCCUUAGUACUGGUGUUCAGAAUUCUAAAAAAAUUAAAGAGGAAGAAAAUGAAAACAUGGAUGAUGACCCAUCCAUGCUUUCGUCCGAUUUAAAUGCUGCUAUGGAAGACGCUGAGAGCAGUUCAGGACCUGCUUCGUCCAAUACCACGACUCAUUUCAUGGGGAAAACUGAAACAAACCCAACGACACAAGAGCAAGAUUCAUACGGAAUAAUGGAAAACCAUCAUCAAACACAAAGCACCGAUAACAGCUAUACUGGUAACGCGGGAACAAGACGAGAUUCGCUUGUAAAAAAUUUUAAUAAAAUUGAGAUAAAAGAUAACCAAGAUAGGUCAACCACAUCCACAGCUGCCUCAAUACAAAAGAGUUCAAUUGCUGCAGGAAACCAAAAUGACGACCCUGGUAAAUCGUCUGGCGAUCACCAGCGAGAAAAGAAAACAAGGUCAAACUCGUCUUGUCAAGAAGAAGAAACAAAAAAACAUCACGAAACGGACUCCAAGGCCAGUGAAUCCGCCAGCAAAAACAAGAGCCAACAAGAAAGGGAACGUGAAUUCGACAAUGAUCAAAAUUAUCGAUUGCCGAAGCACGAAGAGCCUCCAUCAAACCGAAACAUUGGCCAGGUUUUUUCCACCAGCAGGCACUACAGUCAAUUAAUCAAAAAGGGCCAACCUAAUGUUUACUUGCUGAACGCCGAGGAAACAUCCGUUGGUGAGGAUUUCCGUUGCUUCGACAUCGGUCAGCCAGAAGGUACACCGUUGUCGUUUGAUAUGCGAAAUCACAAAGUAAUCAUCUUGAUGGGUGCCACUGGAUGCGGCAAGAGCACGCUCAUCAAUGGAAUGGUCAACUACAUCCUCGGCGUCAAAUGGAACGAUCCGUUCCGCUUCAAAUGUGUCCGCGAAGAUGAAAAGACCGCCAAGAACCAGGCGAUCAGUCAAACGAGUACAGUAACGGCCUACACUCUUCGCCACCAUGACGGGAUGGCCAUCCCUCAUUCGAUCACGAUCAUCGACACGCCCGGCUACGGAGACACGAGAGGAGUUCAAAGGGACAAGGAAAUCACGCGCAAAAUUCAUCAAUUUCUGACUCAACCAGAAACUCGUGUCGACGAAAUUCACGCCGCAUGUUUCGUGGCCGCUUCCGGAAAUAGCCGGUUGACGCCUACCCAGAGCUAUAUUAUAGAUUCUGUGCUGUCCAUAUUCGGUAAAGACGUCAAAGAGAACAUUCGCUUGCUGGUAACCUUUGCAGACAAUGCCCAUCCUCCCGUGGUAGAGGCUUGCCUGGCUGCCAACUUUCCCGUUAAUUCCGCGUCGGCCGGAAUCACCUACAGCAAAUUCAACAGUUCCGUCCUCUACGCAAACAACGAUCAACAAGGAGACGACGAUUUCUGUUUCGACGAACUAUUCUGGGAUAUGGGACAAGAGAAUUUCCACAAAUUUUUCACCAUGCUGGAGAAAAUGAACGGCAAGGACUUGAAAUCGACUCGCAACGUCAUCCAGAGUCGCGGACUGCUGGAAAAGUCGUUGAGAGAUAUCGAGCAAGAGCUGGAAGUUUGUUUUGUCAAAAUCGAAAAUAUAGAAAUAUUCCAAAUGAAAAUGAGGUUAUAUGGGCACAGGAUGGAAUCUAAUAAAAUUUUCACCUUUGAAAAGACGGAAAUGCGCCUCAUUGAGAUGUUAUGCGAAAAAGGAUACUUUGCUUACAACUGUCGUCGUUGCAGAAACACUUGCGAAAGGCCAAUACAACUAAAAUAUAAUGAAAGGCUGCAAAAAAGAAGAUGCGAGUUCUGCACUUGCCCGGCUUCAGAACACGAAUACCAGUCAUUCGAAUGGCGUUUGCUUCCAGUCAAGAUUACAACGACUCUGAAGGACAUGAAAGCCGAAUACGAAUCGAAUUAUGAUGAUAAAAUGACCACCGAACAGCUGCUUGCUAACUGCCUGAUUGAAUUUAGAUGUGACCAAAGCGAAAGUAUUGAGUCUGCUUGAACAAGUGGGCAUCAAUGCCCGUAAACUAGAUUCGACAUCUCUACAUUCAAAUGCAUUAAGUACGGCUGACUAUCUCAGUCUGAUGAGAAGUCGAGUCGCCGAGGAACAAACUUCCGGUUAUCUAACACGAUUAGAAACGUUGACGGAGCUACAGCAGAGGCUGGCAUCAGGAUUUUUCCCCAAAAGUCAAACGCUAACGUUCACUACACCCGGAUCACAUCGAGGAGAAAUGUCGAAGCAGCACAAUUCCAUAAUCCGGCAAAGGAAUUGUUGGAAAGAAGCCAAAACUAAUAAUCAACAAUCCGAAGUACACCAACAAGAGGAACCAAAAGGCGCUCCCAAACCUAAAAAUAAAUUUCUUGGUAUUUUUCCAAAGUGGAAAUAGAAUAAGUCUCGUUUAAUAAAUCAAAUGCA
This is a messenger RNA of Daphnia pulicaria, 4155 nucleotides long. RefSeq lists its product as uncharacterized. The transcript is spliced from 4 exons. The coding region runs from base 148 to 3741 and encodes 1197 amino acids. NCBI's taxonomy places the organism in Eukaryota, Metazoa, Arthropoda, Branchiopoda, Diplostraca, Daphniidae. Gene Ontology annotation, molecular function: GTP binding. The record is from RefSeq and is a predicted model, not a curated record.